CGUGAGUGACGCUGGUGGAGUCGUGUCACUCGUGCAUCCACGAAGUGCGCGUCUUUCGGGCGGGGUGCUUUAUAAGGGGAGAAUUGGGUUGUGCUGGCAUAUUGCACAGGAUGGUCAGGGUCUGCGUUCUUCUGCUGUGCGCCGUCACCCUCUGGGCUUUGUGCCCAGAGUCCUCGGCGCACCCUGCCCCAACCGGCAUCGAAGUCAACUCGGGUAGCAGGGACAAGCGAAAUCCAGAUGCCGGCACCGAAGUCAACGCGGCCCGUAGAGACAAGCGCAGUCCGCCAGGACGAAGGGCGCCCCCCUUUAUCCGAACCCCAACCCCAGGCCCACCCUCGGCGCACUGCGUCCUAAGGGUGCACCUUGGAAAAGGACCGGAAAACCUGGCGGCCUUAAAGAACCUGACCCAAGGAUCCCCAAAGGGGAAAAGGGAAAAGACUCUGCCGCCCGGGGGUCGCUGA
Messenger RNA from Thrips palmi, 461 nucleotides. RefSeq lists its product as uncharacterized. The transcript is spliced from 2 exons. The coding region runs from base 111 to 461 and encodes 116 amino acids. Lineage: Eukaryota; Metazoa; Arthropoda; Insecta; Thysanoptera; Thripidae. The record is from RefSeq and is a predicted model, not a curated record.